UCUCGACCAGUCGCCCCUCACUGGUGCACCGCGCCGAACGUCCGUUACGGUGGCUCGCGCGGCUCACCGACCAUGUGAUGAAGUGAAACUGUCAAACGCAAUACACACUCGUAGUCUCAUACACCAGUUCGUACUUUAGUGGAUUUUACCCACUACAUCUUAUCUUCCUGGUGAUUUUUGUGUUGACGAAGUGGUGCCUUUAGUUUGGAAAGUUGGAUUAUACGAGCAAAUCAUGGCCUUAGCGAGGUAUAAUCAGCAAACCGCGCGCUCGUCUUGGUUGAAGCUCGGGGCGGGCAGCGAGUGCGGCGGUGGCGCGUCGGGCGGGGGCGCGCCCGCUCCGCAGUCGGCGCGCGUCUCGUCCAACGGCGCCGGCGGCAUGGCGGUCAGCCGCGUGCCCAGCCCGCUGCACGACGGGAACACGCCCGUCGCGGAGAACUGGUGCUUUACACAGGUCAAGGUGGUGAAAUUCAGUUACAUGUGGACAAUAAAUAAUUUUAGUUUUUGUAGAGAAGAGAUGGGUGAAGUGCUAAAAUCAUCGACAUUCUCAGCCGGUGCUAGUGAUAAAUUAAAAUGGUGUCUCCGCGUUAAUCCUAAAGGACUGGAUGAAGAGAGCAAAGACUAUUUAUCGUUAUAUUUAUUAUUAGUGUCGUGUAACAAAUCAGAGGUUCGGGCAAAGUUCAAGUUUUCAAUAUUAAACGCAAAACGGGAGGAAACAAAGGCGAUGGAAUCACAGCGCGCGUACAGAUUCGUCCAAGGCAAAGACUGGGGCUUCAAAAAGUUUAUCAGAAGAGACUUCCUACUGGACGAGGCGAACGGCCUCCUACCAGAAGACAAGCUGACGAUAUUCUGUGAAGUGUCAGUGGUCGCGGACAGCAUUAACAUUAGUGGUCAGAGUAACGUGGUCCAGUUCAAAGUGCCCGAGUGCCGGUUGUCGGACGACCUGGGCGCGUUGUUUGACAACGAGAGGUUCUCUGACGUCACGCUCGCGGUCGGCGGCAGGGAGUUCCAGGCGCACAAGGCUAUAUUAGCAGCGCGGAGUCCUGUUUUCGCGGCCAUGUUUGAACACGAGAUGGAGGAGAGGAAGAGAAACCGAGUGGACAUCACGGACGUGGAUCACGAGGUGUUGCGCGAGAUGCUGCGGUUCAUCUACACCGACCGAGCGCCUAAUCUGGAGAAGAUGGCGGACGACUUGUUAGCGGCGGCAGAUAAGUACGCGUUAGACAGACUAAAAGUGAUGUGCGAGGAGGCGCUGUGCGUGAACCUGUCGGUGGAGACGGCGGCCGACACGCUCAUACUGGCCGACCUGCACUCCGCCGACCAGCUCAAGGCGCAGACCAUCGACUUCAUUAACACGAGUCACGCCACAGACGUGAUGGACACGGCGGGGUGGAAGAACAUGAUCUCGUCGCACCCGCACCUCAUCGCCGAAGCGUUCCGCGCGCUCGCCACGCAACAACAGCAGAUACCGCCCAUCGGCCCGCCGCGGAAGCGUGUGAAGCAAGCCUAAUCUCAGCUUCGGGCCUUGAUCGCUACGGCGCUCACGUAAACACCAAACGCGACCACUAAACGAUGUAACAGAAUUUGCAGGUACUUCACAAAUCAUUUGUGUGCCCUACGAAAACCGAUUACACCCAUCAGAUGAGAUUGCAGUCAAGGGCCAACUUGUCAAUUCGAUAGUUUGCGCCCAGAUGAAGCCCUGGUGAGUUUCAUCUCUACCUCUCCCUCUUUAUCUAUAGUAUUGUGAUGGAAAGAGAGAGACUAGCACUAUCAAGUUGUUAAAGAGGUGAAAACGUAUUUUGCGGGUAGUACACAAAUGAAUUGUGAAUCCCCUAACCGUGAAUUGUUACAUCAAAAAGGUAUAAGUAUGCGUUUUGCGGGUAGUUUGCGUACUGUCGUAGUGUUCUAAGGUCUGGGUAUUGUAAUGUCGGCCGGCCAGCGCCACACCGACCCGUUCCGCUAUAGUUGAAGCGGUAGUUAGUGCCAAGUGCGGCUUCGUUAUCGUAUGUUUCCUUAUAGUACGAGAUCCGGCAUAAGGAUUUUAUACACUCAUCUGUUAUUUAUUUGGGAUUAUAGUGCUCGCCACGGAUCUUUAUGUUUGUGAAGUUAGCUGCGGAAUGUACCGUUAUUGAUUCAUUGCACAGUCAUUUGUUGCUAACCUCACAAACACAAUAUCUCGUGUCGGGCACUGUAGAAAUAAAUUAUAGAAAAUAUUCAUCUUGACUCAUUGCAAAUAGGUUGCCUAGUGACAUUGCGCCCGGUGUGUAUUAAAUUAUUAUUAUUUCUUUAAUUUACUUAAUCUACUUCCCUCUUUAUUUAAUUAAUAAUAAUCGAGCACUAGUUUAAAAACGUAAAGGUUGCUUUCACAUUGCAACUUGCCAGAUAUAAAGAGUUAAUUAAUGUUAUGCAAAUAUCCUCAUUAGUUAUUAUAUUUAGUUGUCUAAUAUAUUAAAUAAAAGCUUUUUUUAUGCUUAAUUUUACUGUAUUAAGUUGCCUUUGAUCUAGCUCAUGUUUUCCUAGAUUUUGUAUGAAAAAUGUGUUUGGCCGCAAUUUAACUAGGCAACCUGUUUGCAAUGUGUCAAUGUGAAUGUUUAAUAUCAUUUAUUUCUCAUCCUAAAAAAAAUAGAUGUGGUCAUAUAUUUCUUAUGCCGGCUCUUAGACCAUUAUAGCGUGUUAGCAUUCUGUACAUUACUCUAUGCCCGCUGUUGUAAGCGAGGCAAGUGUCUUGUAGAACGAGUGUCUGUGCUAGCCAGAGGUACCUCAUUUUAUGAAGGCAGAAAGUUUUCAACCCAAGAAUCACCACAGCCAGCGGCGUGCAUAAGUUUGUCGAUCAGGGUAUUAGUAAGAAAAACUAACCGAAAUGGGAAAAUCGUCGAAUUUUGUCAAUUUACCUUCACGAGAUUAUCUCGUUGGUCGCAU
This is a messenger RNA of Bicyclus anynana (squinting bush brown), 2916 nucleotides long. It is a transcript of the gene rdx, whose product is annotated as protein roadkill. The transcript is spliced from 8 exons. The record is from RefSeq and is a predicted model, not a curated record. Gene Ontology annotation, biological process: proteasome-mediated ubiquitin-dependent protein catabolic process; regulation of proteolysis. NCBI's taxonomy places the organism in Eukaryota, Metazoa, Arthropoda, Insecta, Lepidoptera, Nymphalidae. Gene Ontology annotation, cellular component: cytoplasm; nucleus. Gene Ontology annotation, molecular function: ubiquitin protein ligase binding. Bases 233 to 1507 code for a protein of 424 amino acids.